AUGUUUGGAUUAGAUGGCGAUCAAUUCAAAUGCAUCAAAACAGGAUUCGAUCAUAAAUUGUUUGAUGUUUGCUCAACUGAUGCAAAUGAUGAUUUGGGUAAGUGUCAAGUAAUGUAGUUAUACAUAGAUAUUCAAAAACACUAUUUCAGCUAGGAACGGUUUUGUGGAGCUUGUGAACUAAUUGCACUUCAUUACAAUAUAAGAAGUGAAGUUCAUCAAAAUCUCUCAUCAAUAUCCAGGUCCAUGCAGACACUCAACUCGACAUUAAUGAGCGAAGGCCCUCAAUCAGUAAGUUUUAUAUUCAUAUGAAUUUAACUAAAUUUUCGGCACGGCGAGAAAAAUACAACUUUUUGUUCUUCUUCCCCCUCCCGCAGAAAAUAGAGAGGAGUAGAGAAUGUGCGCUAAUGAUAAUGUAUGCGAGAGGAAAUUUUUAGGAUUUUCAAUUUUCUGCAGUCAUUUUCUCGCCUCUACUCUUUUUCUUUUCCCGCUCUCCCCGAUUUUCUCACUCUCACGUUUUGCAACACCGGUUUCUCUGUUUCAUUUUCCAAGGGUGGGGGAGGUUUAAAAUUCUCGCCGUGUCGGAAGUUUGAAGUUUUGAUUGCAACUUAAUUCAGUGCACAUAAUCAUCAUUAAUUUUUCAGAUGCAAGAAAACAUUGAGCCAUCAGAAAGAGGAAGCCGGAGCUCAAGUGUCUCAACAAUCUGUGAAGGAAUGGAAAUUUUGGAUCAGCAAGAUUUGGGCGUGGAAGUAAUUGAAUUAAUCGAAAUAAUUGAUGAAUUGGAUAUCACUCAAAAUUCGACAAUCGAUGAACGAAUUGGACAAUUGCAACAUGAGGAUAAUUAUCUCCAGAUGCUCUUAUCUAAUAAUCAAUCAUUGCAAGAAGCAUUUCAAGAAUUGAAAACCGAUGUGCCAACAAAUACCAUCGAAAAACUAUUGUCGAAAAAAACCGUUACAGUUGAAGAAAAGGUUAGUUAAUAAAAUGGGUCCCUAGAAUCGGGGUGAGAUGCUUAACUUUUUGAAAAAUCUGAAGGGAAGGGUGCCUAACUUGGCCAAUGUUCUGUUGAUAAUUCACCAAAAUUCCCCUUAAUUUUUCAAUAAUAGUUUCAAAAUUUCAGCUCAAACUAAUCGAGCAACUGAAAAAAUCGAAUGAUGAGCUUAACUCGAUCAAAAGCAACACACAUGGUGAACUGAAGAAAUUGCGAUUGAUAUUGAGCGACAAGUUAUACGAUGUAAGUUCUUUGCUUCAUUCCACUAUUUCGAUAUAUUUUCCAUUUACUUUUCAGAACUUGAGACCACUGUGGUUGAUCGAAGAGGAUACCGGUCUGAAGGAUGAUAUCAUCGCGAUUUCCAAAGAUAACUUGAUAAGUGUCGACCUUCUGCGAGCAAUCGGCGGAAUUUUCGACAAAAAUGGAAAAGGUGAAGUUUUAAAAUAUUUGAAAAGAUUGGAUGGUAACAGAAAGAGUGCUGAUAACAAUAAGGUGAUUUGAUGAAGCAUCAUUUAAUUUUUUCAUCUUGGUAAUAUUUCAGGAGAUUCAAAAGAAGAAAAAAGAAGAAAAAGGAAAAAAAGAUAAGUGA
This is a messenger RNA of Caenorhabditis angaria, 1574 nucleotides long. The record is from the annotation of a GenBank genome assembly. Lineage: Eukaryota; Metazoa; Nematoda; Chromadorea; Rhabditida; Rhabditidae.